AUGUCCAACUCGCAAUUGGAAGACACGCUGGACUCACGAUCAACGCGCAGUCUGAAUAUUGCUGCUCGCGUGAACGCUGUCUGCCCCCAUAAAGAUCGCUGCCUUCUCCAAAACCUUGGCCCAGAGAGCGGCAUUCAGUACGCUCACGUAGUUCCUAGAGCUCUUGCCCAAGAUGAUGAACUUAUGAACAAGCUGGAGUGGUACUGGGGAAUGGCACGCCGCACAAUUGAUUUGGACACCUGUUACAAUAUGUUUCCAUGCGGUGCCCAGUUUCACAUUUCACACGAUGCACUCAGAUGGGGCCUGUUGCCUUCCGACGAUAUAGUAGCGCAAUAUCACGAUUCCCUUACCAGAGUCCACUCCGAGUUUUAUGCUGAGCGAACUAAUUUCCCAAAUAUUCCUGAUGGCAAUUUCUCCUAUCGAUUUCUUCCUCUCCGUGAUAUGGAGCUCGUCCCUAUCAUUCGCCUGCGCAUGCCCACACCGGGAAACUCCCUGGGACCCUCUGAUACUGUCACGCACUACUUCCCUUUCGACACAAUGCCCAUCUUGACCUCCCACAUUCACCCCAAGUUCGCCAUCUUCGAGCUUGGACGUCAAAUUGCAGCCUUCCCCAUGGAUGUAAAGAUCAAGCUUAUUAACACUACCCCAAUUCUAUGCUCUAUUCUCGACAUAUUUAGGGCCUGGAGUGAGAGUCCUCCGGCUGGAUUUCUGGCAGACACAGCGUUCAACCCACAUCCUGACGACGACGACGACGAAGAUGAGGACUGCAGUGAUGCUGGGACCAUUCCACAACGAGAAUUAGCUCCCCUAAAAAAGUCACCCCAACCCGGUAAGACUGGGGUCCGCACCCUCCGCGUACUACGCGACCGUGUUGGCCUCCGCGAUCGCACCCUGCGUGUGAAGGAGUGGGUUGACAAGACGCAGCUGGCACUCAAGACUCAUCCCUCGCCCCCUUCUUCGCUCCAACUUUCCGACAGUCCUUUACAGUCUCGCAACACCGACAUCACGGCUACAUCACCAUGUCUGGCAAAUGACUAUCCUGCGGGUUUGGGGAGCAAUGUCCCAGUUGAUUUGCCCGACGCUGAGGUAUUGUUUGAGAUUGGACAGAAACGACUCCUGGACGGGGAGGACCCUGCUUCCAAGAAGCAAAAGACGUUAGUGGACGAAGGCGUUCCAGCUAACUGCAAAAUCGUAGACACCCCAAAAAAUAAGUGA
Messenger RNA from Pleurotus ostreatus (oyster mushroom), 1215 nucleotides. RefSeq lists its product as uncharacterized. Lineage: Eukaryota; Fungi; Basidiomycota; Agaricomycetes; Agaricales; Pleurotaceae. The transcript is spliced from 4 exons. The record is from RefSeq and is a predicted model, not a curated record. Bases 1 to 1215 code for a protein of 404 amino acids.